This is a messenger RNA of Falco peregrinus (peregrine falcon), 411 nucleotides long. Its product is annotated as protein S100-A4-like. The record is from RefSeq and is a predicted model, not a curated record. The transcript is spliced from 2 exons. Gene Ontology annotation, molecular function: transition metal ion binding; calcium ion binding. Gene Ontology annotation, cellular component: cytoplasm. The coding region runs from base 1 to 306 and encodes 101 amino acids. Lineage: Eukaryota; Metazoa; Chordata; Aves; Falconiformes; Falconidae.
AUGACGUGCCCCCUGGAGCAGGCACUGGCCGUGAUGGUCACCACUUUCCACAAGUACUCAGGGAAGGAAGGGGACAAGUACACACUCAGCAAGGCAGAGCUCAAGGAGCUGCUGAACAAGGAGCUGCCCGUCUUUGGGAGCAAACAAAUGGACGAGGCAGAGUUCAAGAGGCUCAUGAAUGACCUGGACCACAACAAGGACAGCGAGGUCGACUUCAAGGAGUACGUCUGCUUCCUGGCCUGCAUCACCAUGGGCUUCAACGAGUUCUUCAAGGACAGCCCCAGCAAGCACCCCCGCAAGAAGUGACACCCCCUCCCCCCCCGCCAUUGCCCACCGCAUGGCCGUGGGGCUCUCAAUAAAAGCUUUUCCAAAGCCUCAGCUUGCGUCCGCGGGGUUUUGUGCACUGCGGGG